CCGAGCUAAACAAACAGUGGAUGAGUCAAGUGUUUGGUUGUGUUUCAUACUUAGAGAUAUGAUAAAUUUGAUCACCUAUUUUCUACGUUCUGUACAUUAAUUUUAACGAUGCUUCUGCUGUACACUCUAGUCUGUACACCACCCAGUUAAAAGGACAUCUAUACUCAAAGUGACUCAGAGUGUGAUUGCAUUCAGAAUGGAUUUAAGUUUGACUCCUUCCAUUGAAGAUGUCCAGGCUUUCCUCUGCUGCUCUCAAAGCAAUAACAAACCUCCAUACCAGACACCUCUGGCAUUCCUGAUGGGGCAGGUGUUGGGCUCGGUGCAGGAACAGUCAGCGGCUCAGGCUGCUGUUGGCUCACUGCUCUACUCCGCCAUGUUGAAAGCUGGGGCUCUGCCUGAUGUGGCCAUUGAUCACACCCUACUAAGUAACCCAGAGAGCCUUGACUCCAGGGCCCGCCUCCAGGACCACCUCCGCCAGCUGCAGGGGCAUGUGGGUAACCGGGCACCCACCUAUCUGAAGGAGCUGAUCAGCCGCCUGGUCGCUUUCUCUGACGAGCCCAAGUUAGCAGCCCUGGUGGGCUUGGUGAUCUCCAUGGUGGCGGAGACGGCAUAUGCCUCUUCCAGGGGGUCGGCGGGGUCGGGGGGAUGCCAAAUCGAAAAAUGCAGGGCGGAGCUCCAGGACAUUAUGGAGGAAUAUCUAAAGCGCUGCCGGAUGCACUUGAAUGACGAGCAGAAGCUUAAAGAAGACACCCAGCGCCUGGAGGGCCAGCUGAGCUACCUACUGACCCAGCUGAAGAAUGUCAUGCUCAGGGAGGGCCCCAGUUCAAAGGGCCUGAAACACUGGGCCAGCGGAGCUGCCUUCCACACCCAGAUGCUGCUGCACCUGACCAGGCUAGAGCAGAGAGGGGACCCCCUGGUCGUCCAGGCAGCUAUGGAGCAGUAUCAGGAGGACUUUAAAGAGAUUUUACCGGUGUACAAACAGUACAAAGCCAGUACGGUGACGGUGAUAAAGUGUAGGGGGGGGCUACGGCCUGGGGAGGAUCCUCUGAGUGAAGGGAGUGUGACCGGGUUCACUCUGGUAGACAGGGAGUUAGGGAGGAGUGUGAGAGUACCACUACCCGAGGAUGCCCCAUUUGGCAUUGACCUGAUUCCUUCAGAUGUCUGUGCUCAGGCCUAUUUAGAGCACCUGUUCUCUCAUCAGGGCCCUAUAGCAGAGCUGGAGAGGUACUUUAUCAACAGCACAGAGACUCUAAGCCAGAAAUUAAUGCUACGAGAGCCAACUGACCCCAACGAGAGGCUGAGCGUAGUGGAAACAGAACCCUUAGAAAGAAGAGAGAACCUGAACACUACUACAGCAAAUGUCGACUUUCAGGCACAACUAGACAAGAGGACUAUAUAAAUCCACAGAACUAUUGAAAACAAUUUAUAUUUGUUAUUCCUGUUUGAUGUUUAAAAACCAUCCGUUAUGCGGUGGUGUUAAAUAAAAAUAAUAAUUUUC
This is a messenger RNA of Esox lucius (northern pike), 1498 nucleotides long. RefSeq lists its product as uncharacterized. The coding region runs from base 197 to 1399 and encodes 400 amino acids. The transcript has 3 exons. The record is from RefSeq and is a predicted model, not a curated record. NCBI's taxonomy places the organism in Eukaryota, Metazoa, Chordata, Actinopteri, Esociformes, Esocidae.